UAAACGCGCAUGCGCACAAGCGAACGACUGGAGGCGAAAGGCAACGGGAUCAAGCGAUCUCUCCGUCCACGACGACAGGAAUCUAUUACGUUUCAGCUGUAUCAGCAGGCGCAGAGAGGAGGAGCAUUUCACCUAUAUUACAAGACCAUACAGUCAGAAUGGAGGUUAUGAACAGAACAGUGCAUUUGAUGGAUACACGGCCAUAUCGCGAUGUCCCGGACUGUGUCGACGAUGAAUUCGAGGCCACAGCCACACACAUGGAGUAUAUGAAGUGCGAGGAGCACAGGCUGGCGUCGUUCAAUAACUGGCCUGCGAACAUGUCACAACAACCUAGGGAUCUCGCCCGCGCAGGUUUGUUUUACACUCACAUUGACGACCGUGUUCAGUGUCCUUUUUGUUACGGUGUACUGAAAAAAUGGUUGCCAAGCGACACACCAUUAACUGAACAUUCUAAACAUUUUCCUCAGUGUCGAUUUAUUCGUGGUUUUGAUGUUGGUAAUGUUCCUAUAAAGUCAUUAGACGUGUCGCCAUUGAAUCGCUUAUCCCAUGUUAAUUCUACAGUUCAUAGACCUUCGCAUUCUACGCGUUUUAAUAUCAUGCCACCUCAUAAUACAUAUAUCGUCUCUAGGAGUGGAAAUAACACGGGGAGUGGAUAUAAUACUGGGAGUGGAUAUAAUACUGGGAGUGGCUGUGAAAGUACAGAAGCUGUGUAUAAUGUAAGCCCUAAUAGAAUCCCAGCUAAUGCAGACCUAACAAAGGAAGAUCAAAGACUGGCAACGUAUACAGGCUGGCAGCAGGGCUGGCACCAGACUCCGGAGCAGCUAGCCAGAGCUGGGCUGUAUUUCUUCCCGAGCGACGAGAAGCCAGACAGGGUGAAGUGUGCCUACUGUCAUGGGAAGUUAUACAAUUGGCAACCUGGGGAUGAUCCGUGGAUGGAGCAUGCGAAAUGUUUCCCCACCUGCCAAUACAUCAAGCUGUGUCUUGGAGCAGACACUAUCAGAGAUCUGCAGAUUCCAGGCAAUGGUGCCAUUGCAAGUAGAAAUGUUGCAGGACGGGUACAGGUGUCCACAACUUCUACAGUCACAUCACCAACAAACCCGACGGUCUCAUCAACCGUACCAUCUACACCACGCACUGUGGACACGACCUCCAGGAACCCAGAGACACUAUCAAACCUUCAGGGAUACCUUCGUAGCGAACACGUGCAAGCUGUAUUGGAGAUGGGGUUUGGGGAGGAUCUUGUCACACAGACUGUGGAACAGUGUUUAAGAGAACGACCUGGAGACUUCCCUCAUGCAGCUGAACUUGCCUCUAUGGUAAUGGUUCUGGAAGACACACAAGCAGCAGCUGUCACUGCUCCAGCUCCGACCCCUCUUCAGAAACUGAUGGCAGCUGGGAAUUGUCAGACACAUACCAACCCGAUUCCAAAGACAGGGGUGGUUCCUUCCUUACCGGAAACAUGCAGGGCGUCAGCUGGUGCUGCCCAAAGACAUGGCAAUACACCGAAACUGAACCCAUCUAAUCAGGCAUCUGGACAGACAUGGACGCGUUACAGAGACCCUGCCCAUAAUCCAGAGAUAAUCCGAGAGGAGAACACCCGACUUAAAGACCAAUAUCUUUGCAAGGUCUGUUUUGAGAAUCAGGUCCGAGUGACCUUCACGCCCUGUGGACACCUGGCUUGUUGUGGACCCUGCUCCAUGGCGAUGUCUGAGUGUCCUAUCUGUAGAACACCGAUAUCUGGAUGUGUGCGUACGUUCUUCUAAACGUCUUUCUUCUACAAAGUCAGGCUGGUCUGUGACCCUCAUCAUCACACCACAGAUCACACGCUGACAAAUUACAGAGAGGGAUCGAAAGUAACGACGACGUAUGUAAUGUUAGAAAAUAACGAAGGAUGAUGAAGAAGAGAUAAAGAGGUACAAGUUGAAGAAAUGGCAUAUCCAGAGCAUCGGAAUAGAAAAUGACGUACAGACCAGAACAAACAACGGGCUCACCAUUAAAAAUACUCCGUGCGAAGAACAGGAAAUAAAGGGGACAGAAAGGUGACCUAAAAGUGCCAUAAGAUAAGUGUAGUUUCAGAGAGGGCAGAUAGCAAAGCAACAGCGUCAUAAGAAGUGAGUCAAAAUCAGAACAGACAGCGUGGCCAAGCAGUCUUUCCAGAAAGAAGGUCUGUCACCGAACGAAAGUCUGUCACCGAAACACAGUUUCACAAACAACACAGGCAGACCUUGACCUUAUCACAGGAGGUAGCAGGUAUAUGAAACAUGUUGUCAUGAAAACGUGACAAGGAAGAUAGAUUUAAAACUGGGCGAUCACAAGACGGGGAUUUAUCGUGACAGCCGCCAUUAUGUAACUCACGUGUGUGUUACUCACUUGGUUUAUAGUUCACAUGAUAUUAAGUCAUAAAUCCCGACAUGUGUGCAAUAUUCAACUUUCCCACUGAACUAGUCACAUGUUUUCAAGCUAUCACUAUGUAUAGUCACAACUGAUAUUUUUAUCUAACUCACAAAUUUACGACACUGUUGAUUAGUGGAUUCAGCUUCUGUUUUCUCGUUAUCUGUAAGUCAUCCGUGUCUUCAUGCCUCCUGCUUCCUUAAACAACUUGUAGCGCCUUUGAGCAGUUGUACUGGAUAUCGGCGCUAUACAAAUGUAUGUAUGUAUGUAUGUAUGUAUGUUAGUGGGUAGGUUAUCGGUGUUCGGAUGUAAGGCUACGUGAGCUGUGUGGGCUUUUUACACCCACGAGUUUGAUGUUACUGACACUAGAGAGACAAACUGGUUAUAAGCCAGGAUUUUUAUAAAGGGAUACAUUUUCUGCCGUCAGCGUAUCUGUAUUGUUUAUCACUGUUUUAGUAAGUUUCAUCAGUAUUGUUGAUGAUUCAAUGUCAGUGUGGAAAUGUCAGUGGGCAAGCAUAUAAUGUCUUCAGCAACUGAUCGUAUUUGGUACACUUAUCAUACUGAGAUUAUAAUGUAGGACUAAAUCACGUUCCGAAAAGGUAAAUAUACUAUCUAUUCGACAGUUUUGUACAGUAAUGUGAUUUGUGUUACGGAACGUAUACCUGUUGGCGAUGUACAGUUAUACAAGUACACAGUCACUUCGGAACAACAAGAAUGCAUAGAGGUUUGACCCUAACCAUAAAAUAUGCCAUAAACCCUUACUUAGAGGUUAUACACAUGUAAAAUCUCCCUGCUUCAUUAUUCCGCCGUGUAUACUGCCUUUGAGUAUGUCCCAUUUGUGAUAUAUAACACAAUUCAUGUAUGCAAAGAGAGUUGACAAGUUGUGGAUACGUGAGCUCAAUCCUUUCCUGUGUGAAAAAUGUUUUCAAUUUCUUACGAAUAUUAAAAUCUUAUAAUUCUA
Molecule: messenger RNA, 3352 nt
Organism: Haliotis rubra (blacklip abalone)
Lineage: Eukaryota; Metazoa; Mollusca; Gastropoda; Lepetellida; Haliotidae
Product: baculoviral IAP repeat-containing protein 7-B-like
Exons: 3
Coding region: 159-1763 (534 amino acids)
Biological process (GO): negative regulation of apoptotic process; regulation of cell cycle
Cellular component (GO): nucleus; spindle microtubule; cytoplasm
Molecular function (GO): cysteine-type endopeptidase inhibitor activity involved in apoptotic process
Source: RefSeq, a predicted model, not a curated record